This is a messenger RNA of Nelumbo nucifera (sacred lotus), 684 nucleotides long. The record is from RefSeq and is a predicted model, not a curated record. NCBI's taxonomy places the organism in Eukaryota, Viridiplantae, Streptophyta, Magnoliopsida, Proteales, Nelumbonaceae.
GGCUUUAUCGCCGACGUCCGUCGUCCUCCCUUCCACGGCCAAAUCGAAGGGUGUGUUCUAUCUUACGCCAUGGCGGAAGAGAAGUACAACCUGAAGAACCUAGCGGUGAAGAGGAUCCUUCAGGAGGUGAAGGAGAUGCAAGCAAACCCUUCCGAUAUAUUUGAGUGGCAGUUCGCGGUCAGAGGUCCCCGUGACACAGAGUUCGAGGGAGGAAUCUAUCACAGACGGAUCCAAUUGCCAGCAGAAUAUCCAUUCCAACCUCCUGCAUUUAUGCUGUUAACUCCUAAUGGUCAUUUUGAAACACAAACGAAGAUUUGUCUAAGCAUAUCCAAUCAUCAUCCGGAGCAUUGGCAGCCAUCUUGGAGCGUGAGAACUGCUUUGGUAGCAUUGAUUGCAUUCAUGCCCACCAACCCAGAUGGUGUACUGGGCUCAUUGGAUUACAAGAAGGAAGAAAGACGUGCAUUAGCCAUCAAAUUUCGUGAAGCAGCCCCCAGAUUUGGAACUCCAGAACGUCAGAAAUUGAUUGAUGAGAUUCACCAGUGUAUGUUAAGCAAGGCACCACCAAUUCCGCAAUUAAAUGCCCCGCAGGCCUCGAAUGAAGAAGAAUCAACCGAGAAAGAAGCAGAGGCAGAGGUUAGCCCGCAAAAUUUUGGAGUGCAAAGCUUGUCCUUUGGCAGCGCCUAA